AUAAAAAAUAAAUAGUUUAAAAAAAGAAAAAGUAAUAUUUGUUGAGACAAAUGUGUGUGAGGCGAGACUCUUCUGAUAGAAGAAGAGAGACACUGUAAAAAUGGUGUCAUCAAAUCAGGAUGGUUUUCUGUAUAAUACUGGAGUUGAUUGAAAUGUUCGUAGCUCUCUAAUGUAUCUGCAUUACAUUCAGGGAUCUAUAUUAAAGAGCUCUGAGUGUGUCCAGGAAAGGGUUAAAGUGCUCGGACACAGGGGCCAGGAGGAGUGUCUGAUGCUGCAGCAGGGGCGGAGUCGUCUCCUGCAGUCGUCUCCAGUUUCAGAGUGAAAGUUCCCAGUUCACUCAGACACGACGCUCUGAGCCUGAACCCUGCUCAGAUCAGCAUGGCGUCACAUCCAGCCUCAAUCCAGCUGUUUCUACAAAAUAUCCUCUUCUCUGACGUGACCCUCACGGCACACUCACAUGUCCACAGCUUCCAAGCAUCUGAGAGUUAAACCUGAUGAUGUGCUGCGAGUAAAUGAUUGAUUCAUCAGCAGACUUUCGUCAGCUCUGUACUUUGGACUUUUUUUUUUUCAUGAUGGCUGAUAAGAUCUGGAGGAAGAGCUGCGAGUUCUUCGGUAGUAGAAGUCCUUUCUUUGGAAGAAGACUUGUGGAGAGUAAGAGUGAUGUGGAGGGGGAAGUGCAGAGCAGUGAGCCGUCCUCUUCGCUGGACUGUGGUAAAGGUUAUGGCCCCCUGACCCACAGCUCCUCCAUCAGCCCUGACCAUUUCGAAGGCUUUGGGUACGGCCAGAACACUCAGGCCGGUCCUCAGCGUCCACGAAGACCCAAACUCCAGCACUCUCAGUCCAUCCUCCGCAAGCAAGCCGAGGAAGAGGCCAUCAAACGCUCACGCUCGCUCUCUGAAAGCUAUGAGCUCUCCACGGAUCUGCAGGACAAGCAGGUGGAGAUGUUAGAGAGGAAGUAUGGCGGGCGCUUUAUCAGUCGACAUGCUGCUCGCACCAUCCAGACAGCAUUCCGGCAGUACCAAAUGAACAAGAACUUUGAACGUCUCCGAAGUUCCAUGUCUGAGAACCGGAUGUCCAGGCGCAUCGUUCUGUCCAACAUGAGAAUGCAGUUUUCUUUUGAGGGACCUGAAAAAGGACCAAGCUCAUUUUUUGAAGGGAAACAGUUAUCUCUGAGGGAGGAAGGAACUCCUGAAGCAACGAGCGAGUGUGGAGAUACGGUUCCCCUCCACGUGGCUGCGCCAUCAGCUCCAAGCGACCUCAGUGACACCAUUACAGAGCUGGAGAAUGCUUUCUCUCGGCAGGUCAAAUCACUGGCUGAGUCAAUCGAUGAUGCUCUGAACUGUCGUAGUCUCCAUGAAGAGGACCAGGAACCAGAGCAGGUUCUGGACAUGCAAGGUGAGCUGUCCUAUCAGGUCAAACCCACUAACAGCUCAGAUCAGCACAAACUGGACGAGAUGAUGGCUUCGUACAGCGGCGUUACGCUUUUCAUCGAUGAGGAGGAUCUUUGUCCUCCUGCUCAGCUCUCGCAUGCGGUGGAUCCACCGUCCAGCACAGAGUCCAAUCAGCAUGCCAUCAACUCCUCCCAGGAGUACUGGCCCAUGGACACCAAGGAGGACAAAAUAGACAUGGACACCAGCUGCCGCAGCACCCCAUCCGUCAACUGUCAGGAACCACGGCUUUGUGUGGACCAUCUCCCGCUCCUGACCAUCGAACCUCCCAGUGACAGCUCUCUGGAAAUCAGCGACCGCUCUGAGUUUGACUCGGUCAAGAGGCAGAAUGUUUAUGAGCGGACUACAGCUGGACCUCAGGCCACUUCCAAACACAUCAGGCACAGUCUACCUCCCAGAGUGUCCUCCCUGUCCCGGGAUGAGGAUCCCAUCAGGCACCGGCAUCUGGAGAGCCAUCUGGCCAUCAACGGGAACCGACAGAGCAAAUCAGAAUCAGACUUUUCUGACGGCGACAAUGACAGCAUCAACAGCACAACAAACUCCACCGACACCAUCAACUGCAGUUCCGAGUCAUCUCGGGACAGCAUGAGGGAGCAGACACUCAGCAAACAGACGUACCACAAAGAGACACGGAACAGCUGGGAUUCUCCGGCUUUCAGUAACGACGUCAUCCGCAAGCGUCACUACCGCAUCGGCCUCAACCUGUUUAACAAGAAGCCAGAGAAAGGUACUCAGUACCUGACUGAGAGAGGCUUCGUCCCGGAUACACCUGUGGGCGUGGCUCACUUCCUGCUUCAGAGGAAAGGGCUGAGCCGACAGAUGAUUGGAGAAUUUUUGGGGAACCGACAAAAGCAGUUCAACAGAGACGUCUUAGACUGCGUGGUGGACGAGAUGGACUUCUCAGGGAUGGAGCUGGACGAAGCUCUCCGAAAAUUCCAGGCGCACAUCCGAGUCCAAGGGGAAGCUCAAAAGGUUGAGCGCCUCAUCGAGGCUUUCAGCCAACGGUACUGCAUCUGCAACCCAGGAGUGGUGCGCCAGUUUCGAAACCCAGACACCAUCUUCAUCCUGGCCUUCGCCAUCAUCCUCCUCAAUACGGACAUGUACAGCCCCAAUGUGAAGCCUGAGCGCAAGAUGAAACUAGAGGACUUUGUGAAGAACCUCAGAGGAGUGGACGAUGGUGAGGACAUCCCCCGUGACAUGCUGAUUGGUAUUUAUGAGCGAAUUCGUCAGAAGGAGCUGAAAACCAACGAAGACCACGUCUCUCAGGUGCAGAAGGUGGAGAAGCUGAUCGUGGGGAAGAAGCCGAUCGGAUCACUGCAUCAGGGGCUGGGAUGUGUGUUAUCUCUCCCUCAUCGGAGGUUGGUGUGUUAUUGUCGGCUGUUUGAAGUUCCAGACCCCAACAAGCUUCAGAAACUUGGCCUUCAUCAGCGUGAGAUCUUCCUCUUUAAUGACCUCUUGGUGGUAACUAAAAUUUUCCAGAAGAAGAAGACCUCGGUGACGUACAGCCUCAGGCAGUCCUUCUCUCUGUACGGAAUGCAGGUCCUGCUCUUCGAGAACCAGUAUUACCCCAAUGGUAUCCGGCUCACCUCGGCUAUCCCUGGCGCUGACCUAAAGGUCCUCAUCAUCUUCAACGCCCCGAACCCUCAGGAUCGCAAGAAGUUCACAGACGACCUGCGCGAGUCCAUCGCUGAGGUCCAGGAGAUGGAGAAGUACCGCAUCGAGUCCGAGCUGGAGAAGCAGAAAGGUGUGGUCAGGCCCAGCAUGUCUCAGAGCAUGUCCGGUCUGAAGAAAGAGGCGGGGAACGGGACCAUGAGCCGCGCCAGCCUGGAUGACACCUAUGCCAUGGGGGAGGGGCUAAAGAGGAGCGCGCUCAGUAGCUCCCUGCGGGACCUUUCUGAAACAGGCAAGCGCGGCCGCCGCACCAGUGCAGGAUCACUAGACAGCAAUAUGGAAGGCUCCAUCAUUAGGGGUCCUCCUCAGCUGCCCCAGAGAGCUCCAUCCAUCCGUGAGUGUCCUCCUCGUCCACACUGCUCCAGCACCAACCCUUCCUCCUCCUCUUCUUCCACGCUGCUUGGAUCACUCUUUGGCAGCAAGCGAGGAAAACCUCCUCCUCAUCCUCCGCUUCCUGCUCCACCCUCAUCCUCACGCCCCACCCUCAUCUCCCACUUGUCCCACCCCGUCGACCAGCACCACACCGCCCAGGCCCACCUCGAGACCCAUCGUUUCCAGCACUGUUCUUUUUCUCAGAACCCUCCACCAUAUCAACACCACCAUCACUACGACCCGCCUCCUGUCGGGCUCCGGUUCCACCGCCAGCACUCGAGCCACGUCUCGGCACCGCACCAUCGACCUCAGCUCCCUCACGACCUCCUUCACCAACCCCAUCGUCAUCGACUCCACCAUCACCAUCAACAGCGACAGCAACAUCAGGAGCAGCAGCUCGCGUCGUCGUCUACCGCGUGUCCCACCGACGCCAAACCCAAACACUGUGGUAUCAGCACGGUGGUGUGAGGAUCCGACCCGAGCCGGACCAAACUCCGGAUCAAUCAUUUCACUUCCGCAAUGGUUCCAGAGAGUUCUUCUGAUCAGAAGCUUGGAUGCGCUGGAGGAGUUCCGCUGACUGAAGGAGGAUCGUAGUGUCUUCUCCAGCGUCGCAGCGUAGAACCUCACACUUUGUUUUUUUUUUUUAUUUUAGUUUCCCAAACACGAAUCCGGACGAUUAUCAGAACCGUGCGGCCGAAAGGGCCAAGCCUUCGGUCACGCCCUCGCUGGUCCUGAUGCUGUAUUUAUUGUGGAUGAGGGAAAAGCUUUACAUGUUGUCCUUUGCGAUCAUUUUUAAAUGUGCCAAUAAUCCAUGCGUGUAUCGGCUCUGUGUGACCCGUGUGUUCUAGAGUUUAGUGUAAAACUGGAUCCAUUCAAAGAUGUUCUAUAUACUGUAAAAAAAAAAGCUAUAUAUACAUAUUCACAGAGUUUUUUUUAAAUAUUAAGAUCAAAUAGAAAUAAAUAUUAGGGUAAGCGGUGCAGUGGGGGGCUGGACAGACUGUACCGAGGUCUGGAGAAAUAUUUUGGGAAUAAUAAAAUGUUUUAGAUGCAGAAGAAGCUGCACUGAGCUAGAAAACAAUAGAAAAAGUGUCUUAACUGCCUGGUGGAGCUACAGAAACAGACCAGGAGCUAAACGGCACUUUCCUAUAGAUCACCUUUAGAUUAGAUUUAGAUUAGACAGAGUUCAAAACAUUUCGAUUUUAAAGUAUGAGACUUCACUGAGCACUUCUCUCAUUUUCUCUUCCCUUUUUUUUUUAAGUAUCUCAUUUCCCAAGGAUGUGGAAAAUGACUCUUUUUUAUUAUCAUUAUUAUGUUCUUUGUUUUCUUAAAGAAAAUGAUGCAAUCAAAUUGUUUUCUUUUAGUGAAUAUUUGGGUGAAGCUGUACGUCCGAUCGUUAUCCUCUGCACAAGUUCUACAGAAGUUAUGCACAAAUAUGAAGAAGGCCAGUGACCGAGAGAGUUUUUACUCCCAUGUGCAAUAUGUUUAGAGAUUACAGGAGGACGAGGAAAUGCCACACGCUUACGAACAAACGCCUCAAAAUUUAUUGAAAAACUGAUUAAUUAAUUAAUCAGAAUUCUUCCAAUUAACGCUCAAUGUUUUUUUUGUUUAAUGUUUCUUUUAUUUUUCCUUUUUUUUAAUCUGAUUACUUUUUCAUAAUUUUUUUAUUUUUUAUUUAUGCAUUAUUUAUGCAUAUAUUUCCUUUAUGCAUUUAUUUUUCUUUUUAAUAUUUAUUUACUUUUUCUUCUUUUCUUUUUUUUAUUUUUGGAAAUAUGUUUACUUUUUCUUUCUUCUCUUUUCUUUCUUCUUCUUCUUUCUUUUUUUUCCUUUUCUUUUUUCUUGUCUUUGGUCAUUUUUGCCCAAACUUUAGCAUUUUGUUUGUCUCUUUUUUUUCUUCAUUUAUUUAUAUAUUUUUAUUUCAUUAAUACCUGGAAAACAAAAUAUCUCUGUAACGUGUGUAAUAACUGAAGGAUUAAUGAUUUGAUUUUAUAAAUUCAGUUCUUAGUUUAUUUAUUUAGAAAAUAAUUGAACUUUUUUUCAGUUUUGGUCCGGCGGCUCCUCGUCCUCGGGAAUCUGACCGCUUUCUUUUUUCUUUCUUUUUUUCCCGCAGUAAUGUUAUUGCAGUGGCUCAUGAACUAAACGUUUAUGGGAAUAACUCACUCGGAAUUUAGUGGAACAUCAAGUGUGUGUCCUAUGUCCACUGUUUUAUGGUUUUAUUUUUUUGUGUGUGUCCCAGGAAUGAACUCAGUGUUACAUUGAGAGUUUAAGUGCAAUGGUGUAAAGAAAUUCCUUCUACAGCUUGUGUUGUUUCUGUACAAGAUUCAGGUGAAUAAUGCGACCGUUUAUGCAAAUCUCUUUCCUUCCAGACGACAGAGAAUUUUUUUACAGAAUGUAUUUGCGGUGAUGAAACGCAGAAGCACAUUAAAUCUGUUUCUGACUGGACCACAGACGCAUGCUGGAGAUUUUUUUUUUCCUGAGUGGAUCACCAUGAUGAUUUUAUAAAGUGUGGCGUCGUUCAGACGGGGGAUUCAUGGCUCCUCCUGAAGAAGCCGGAUGUUGUUGUUGUUGUUGUUGUUGUUUUAGGGAGAGUAGAAUACAAUGUUAUUCUCUUUCAUCAUCAUCUUCAGUAAGCUGUGAGGAAAGAGCGAUGAUGAUGAUGCACAGAGCGAGACGUCUCGUUUCACUGUGAGCUGCCGGACACUCAAACUGGACAAGACAAGACUUGCUUUUGACAACCCCCCCCCCCGCCCCCCGCUUUGUUUAUUUUUGUUUAUAGCCUCGGUGUUGAACUUGCUGUCGUACUGCAUCGUGUUUCUCUGAAGUGCAGCAUGCAGAUCAUCUCCACAUCUCCAGUGUAGAAACAAAAAGAAAAGAGAAAGAGGAAAGAAGUCACAUGUCCGUCUGUCCAUCCGUCCGUCUGUCAGUGUGUGACGAGGAGUGAGUGAGAAAUCAUCAGUGUAGGUAACAAAGCUGAUGGUGAGGAAGAUGAGGAUGGUGAUGAUGAGUGAUUAAAGAGUGUGUUUAAGACUGUUGGACUUGUUCACUGCCUCAUGCACUGAGCCAACAGACUGCUGCUGUUCCAGAGAGAGAGAGAGAGAGAGAGAGAGAGAGGGAGAGGGGAGGAGGAGAGAGACGGAGAGGGAGAGAGAGAGGGAGAUGG
Hemibagrus wyckioides is the source of this 6648-nucleotide messenger RNA. It is a transcript of the gene iqsec1a, whose product is annotated as IQ motif and Sec7 domain ArfGEF 1a. The transcript is spliced from 14 exons. The record is from RefSeq and is a predicted model, not a curated record. Gene Ontology annotation, biological process: actin cytoskeleton organization; regulation of ARF protein signal transduction. The coding region runs from base 513 to 3959 and encodes 1148 amino acids. Lineage: Eukaryota; Metazoa; Chordata; Actinopteri; Siluriformes; Bagridae. Gene Ontology annotation, molecular function: protein binding; guanyl-nucleotide exchange factor activity.